Messenger RNA from Lotus japonicus, 1124 nucleotides. RefSeq names its product homeobox-leucine zipper protein HAT22-like. Gene Ontology annotation, biological process: regulation of DNA-templated transcription. Lineage: Eukaryota; Viridiplantae; Streptophyta; Magnoliopsida; Fabales; Fabaceae. The coding region runs from base 199 to 897 and encodes 232 amino acids. Gene Ontology annotation, molecular function: sequence-specific DNA binding; DNA-binding transcription factor activity, RNA polymerase II-specific. The record is from RefSeq and is a predicted model, not a curated record. The transcript has 3 exons.
AUGUUUUCCCCUAUACAAACAAGAAGUCCAAUAAUAACUGAUUAAAACUGAUUCUACAUAAUAAUUUCAUCAAUAAUUAGACCAGAACCCCAAUAAUAAAAUCAGUAUUAUAUUCUCACCUCUUCAUAACUUAACUUUCCCAUUUCACUACUACACACACCAAUUCAUCUCUCUCUUUCUCUGCUCUCAUUUUUUGCCAUGGAAGGUGAUGAUGAAGCAUGCAACAAGGGCCUGAGUCUGGAACUGAGAUUGGGGGCAUAUGAGUCAAAGGAUCAGGAGAAGCAGAAAGUGGAGAAACCUGUUGCUGCAGCUGGUUUGGACUUAUCUUUCGAUGAUGAUCAUGAUCAGGAUCAUCAUGAUGACGAUGAGGGAAAAGGACUCUUUCUGAAGAGAGGAAAUGAAGAACACCAUCACCCAAAUGAAGAGAGUCCUGAUAACACCAAUGACAGCAGAAAGAAACUGAGGCUUACCAAGGCACAAUCAUUCAGACUUGAGGAUGCUUUCAAGAUGAAUGACUCCAUUAAUGCGGCUCAGAAGCAGGCACUUGCUGAGGAAUUGAAUUUGAAGCCAAGACAGAUCGAGGUUUGGUUCCAGAACAGAAGAGCAAGGACCAAGCUGAAACAAACCGAGGUGAAUUGUGAGUUCUUCAAGAAAAUCCAUGAAAAGCUAACCAAUGAGAACCUGAGGUUGAAGAAGGAAUUGGAGGAGCUUCGUGCACUGAAAGUUGGAGCACCACCACUGCACAGUUCUCAUCUCUCCAAGGCUUCUGAAAUCCAUAGCUUCUGUCCAUCUUGCAGGUCACUAUUUAUACGAAAGCCCAAUGAAGGAAACAACAAUGCUGCCAUUUCCAAUGUGGUCCCAAACAGCUGCUGCAAAUUGCAGAUGAAACGCGUUUAGUCAGAAACUCUUUCAUUUGGUUCUUAUAAAAAGGACCAAGAUUUUUCUUCUCUUUCAUGCUUAUAAAUAGGACCGGAGGGAGUAUAAAAAACAAUAUCCUUAAUUAGUCAGAAAACCAAACAAUUAAUAUAGAAGACUAGGUUAUAUGUGUAGAUAUUUAACUUUGGUCCCUUUAUAUUUAUUCAAACAUAUGACAAUGAUAUGGUGAAUCAUGUUAAAAAUUGUUA